UGUGUGAGAGAGAGAGAGAGAGAGAGAGAGCUCGCGCGCUCGUGUAAGGAGAGGGCACGUUUACUUCAGCAAGUGUCACAUCAAAACAGCGACAAGAAGUUGAGAAGACGCCAACAACGCUGCAAGAUGGAGGAGCAUUCUGUUGUAAAAAAGCGCUCCGUGGCUGAACUAGCUGGAAAAUUCAGUUGUCCAAUAUCCCAUAUGACAGACGCUGAAGUGAACAAGCCUGUGAGGAGGAGACCCCCACGCUCUCUGCCGCUGCCUGCUGGUAAUGACGCAGGUCAAGGCCAGGAUGAGAAAGGAGCUGAAACCGUAUCAACCAGGAAGAACAGAAACUCUGCCCUCAUUGAGAAACUGCAGGCCAGCCUUACGCUUUCUCCCACGGGACCUCCGCCCUUCCCAAAGAGCCCAGGGGUGGUGAAGUUACCGGUGCCGCUCUUCUCCCCUGGCUCUCCCAGCAGCCCCUCUAGUCCUCCUGCAACUGUCACACCCAAACAAGAGGAAACUCCUGCCAACUUUGAGAGUACCGCCGAGGGAACUGUUCUCAAAAGCAUCAACAAGGGUAGAGCUCGACAUUCCAUCAAGCGGCGCCCACCGUCUCGCCGACACAGGAAGUCCAGUGCAGAUGAAGGCGGAGAAGAGGUGGAUAAAACAGCCACCCUCGAUCAAACGACUCCAAACGGGCACGAAGGAGACGUGUUUGAAGAACACAAGACCUCACCGGAUGCAGAAUCUCUCUCCUCUAAAGAACAGAUUGAGCAGGAAACUAGAUCCACAGAUUCUGAGAAGCCAGAACUGGAGGAAAAAGUGGAGACUGUGACUUCAGAAAAGGAAGAGGGAGAAGAGAAAGAAGAGAAAACAGAACCAGAGACAAAGGAAGAGAAAAGUGAAGAUGAACCACAGCUGGCUAACAGUACAGAAGAAACAGGCGAAGAGCCAGUCACGCAACCACAAACAGAACCGGACACAACAGAUGAGAAAGAAGAGGAACAGAAAGAAGAUGAAGUAAACCAUUAGAGCCAAGAUCGUAAAGUCUCUUAAUAGAGAAAAAGGUCAGAUCUGCCUCAGACCGAAGAACUCUCUGCUUAACCAAAGCAAAGACAUCAGGAGAAGAUGAAUAAUGUGAAUAACUUAGUUUUAGACUUCACACAUUUGAGUCGUUUGAAUGAGCAAGUGAAACCUGCAGGUGCAGAGAACAACAGUAUUUUCUCUUCCGUACAGUUGUAUUAACAUUUUGGUAAUACCUCUGUUCUGAGCCGCUUGUGUGAAUUUACACAUUAUUUUGUUUUGUGAAAUAUUUUGUAUAUAGUUA
This is a messenger RNA of Sinocyclocheilus anshuiensis, 1312 nucleotides long. It is a transcript of the gene dub, whose product is annotated as duboraya. NCBI's taxonomy places the organism in Eukaryota, Metazoa, Chordata, Actinopteri, Cypriniformes, Cyprinidae. Bases 127 to 1017 code for a protein of 296 amino acids. The record is from RefSeq and is a predicted model, not a curated record. The transcript has 7 exons.